AUGGCUAACGAACAUCCACAAGCAGCAAGUUUAAACUAUAAUCCGCCUGGUUUUCAACCUGUCCUUUCUGCAAUUGAAUACGCACACGCUCAAACCUUGAACGAUGUGCGUCAAUCUCAGUCUGCUCAACAACUUGAUGUCGUAACUACAGGACAAUAUUUUCAGGCAUCAGGAAAAGAGUGGGUUGAGUCUUCACAGAAAAGUCAGCCUGGUACUAAUGGUGUUGGUGGAAUAGCGCCUAGUGGUGCAAUACUAGGUAGUGGGGGAGGUGGCACUAACGCAGGUAUCAGCAACGACACGCAUGCUAAUUUAUCAGUGCAUAAUAGGAAUAUUUCUGAUAUUGGGUCUGCAACAACGGGAAUGGGCAUGAUUGGAUACAAGAACUCUUCAAAUAUUGGACAAUAUUCUUCAAUUAAAUAUCCACCUGGAUUUACAGGUGUUAGUAACAAUGGAUUAGUAAUGGGAAGUGGGGCAAAUGGGACAGAUUACCAUUACGGGGCUGGAGGAUAUGCACGCAGUAAUAGUAUAUCAGUGAUACCUCAAAAUUCACAUAAUGAGGAUGUUGCAUUAUACGGGAAUGUUUCUUUUGCAAAUCCUUUGAUUACAACUUCACAACCUCCGCGUAAUAUUAAGAAUCCAGCAGCAUCAAGUUUUGGGAUCGGAGGAGACUACAAAUCUUUUGAUCUACAAAAUCAACUCCAAACAUCUUUUAAUACUUUGCCGGAAGAGAAUCAUGAAACAGAAUGGGGCAAAAAAAUUUUACUCACUCCUACUACGCUUCCAACUCAGACCGAAAUUAAUAACUUAACCAAUGGUAUAUACGGAAACGCAACAGUGGUUUCACCGACUUCUCCCUGGGGUCCUGCAUCCUCUGCGUACGUUACUACCCCAUCAAUUAACACCAGUUUGGGCGGACUAAAUAAUUCUGGGAGUUAUUUUCCACCGCAGAUGCAACAAACUAUUCCCAGUGGAAAUGACCAAUACGUUAAUUAUAAUGUUGGUUUAUAUGGCACUAAUGUCAGAAGGCCAGCAUCGAACAAUAAUAUCCAGGGAAAUGGCAUUCAUGAGGAAAAUAAUCAUGUAAAUACAUCUGUUGCUUCUGCUAGUUCAUUACGCCGUAGAUUAGACGGAAAUGGAAGUAACGGAGGGGAUAACGUUGAUGAUGAUGGUGUAAAAGGAAGUAUGGCGUUAUAUGACAAAUCCGAUGUUGAGGACAUUAUAUUGACUUCACGUGAUUUAGGAAAAUAUGUCGCUGGUAAUGAAACAAAAAACUUUGCUAGAAAUGAAUUAAAAUUAGACAUUCGCGGUCUUCAAGGACCUACAUUAGUUGCGCCUCCACCUGGAUUAGAGAGUUAUCGAAGUCCAACUUCACCCAGAACCCUUGUUACUUCUCCUGUAAUAAAUGCCGAGCAUAUCGAACAUUAUUUUAGUCCUACAUUGGCAGCUCUUACCUCACCAACAUUAACUAGUGUAGCUGUUGCUAAUCAGAACAUUUUACUUGGUGGUGAUUUAUCAUCUAAAGUUCAGAAUAAUCAAUCACUUGGACUCGUGGAUGUUACCGACAUAUCAAAUGGUUUAAAUAAUAUGAGUUUGAUGAAUUCCAAUGGAGGUGUCUCAGCUUCAGAUAUUGGUCAAGUUGCGUCAAAUGAACUGGCAGUAAUGCAUGUUACUGGUCCUCCUUCGAAUAAUAAGCAACAGACAAAGAUGUCAUGGGCUGCGAUUGCCAAAACAGCGCCAAAACCGCCUCCAGUAAAUACUUCGCCUGAAGUUUUAGGAGUUGUCCCAGGAGCUUAUAGUGCAGCCAUUUCACCUUCAACCGCUGUAUCGCCAAAUUCCUCUUUCGCGUCUAGACCAAUGUCUGCACCUACAGGUGCCUGGGCUGGUAAAGCAAAAAUUGCUGGCGUUAAUCCUGGCAAUGGGAUGAAUAAUCUAUUCCCCCCGCAACCGAACGCAGGUUUAGCGCCUGGUUCAAUGACAAUCUCCACAGCAUCGGCUUCGAAAAAAGAUAUUAUAGCUUGGGUUGCUGCGAAAGGUUAUAAUCCAAAAUCGUUUAACUGCAAGCCACCACUUGCACGUUAUUUUGUUAUUAAAUCUUAUACUGAAGAUGAUGUUCAUAAAUCCUUAAAGUAUGAUAUCUGGGCUAGCACUGAAAUUGGUAAUCGACGCUUGGAUAAAGCAUUUCGUGAAAAUGCUGAUAAAGGCCCUAUAUAUUUGUUCUUUAGCGUCAAUGCGAGUGGUCAUUUUUGCGGUAUGGCACAAAUGCUUACACCAGUGGAUUACACGACGAGCAGCAGCGUGUGGGCACAAGAUAAAUGGAAAGGUGUUUUCAAAGUUAAAUGGAUAUUCGUCAAAGAUAUUCCUAAUGCUCAAUUAAGACAUAUCAGAGUUGUAAAUAAUGAGAAUAAACCAGUCACAAAUAGUCGCGAUACUCAGGAACUCUAUACAGAACCUGGACGUGAAAUGUUAAAGAUAUUCUUUGAAUAUCGUAGUAAAACGUCCAUCCUGGACGAUUUUGAAUUUUACGACAAGCGUCAAGUUGAGAUGCGUAAAGAUGGGAUCGCCCCUUUGGUAGGACCAACCAGCCCAGGUCCGAUUACCACCAAUCCAUAUGCAAACUUGACACCGAUGACGGGAACAAUCGGAUAA
Molecule: messenger RNA, 2646 nt
Organism: Ambispora leptoticha
Lineage: Eukaryota; Fungi; Glomeromycota; Glomeromycetes; Archaeosporales; Ambisporaceae
Source: the annotation of a GenBank genome assembly